GUGCCAACAAGGUGGAAAUCUACUCUGUGUAUGUUAGAGCGAAUAGUUGAAAUUAAAGAUGCAGUGAAGACUUCACUUGUACUAUUCACAGUUGAUUUUGAACAACUGACAGAUGAGGAAUGGAACAUCUGCUCAGAACUCUGCUCUGUGUUGAAGCCAUUUGCACAGGUUUCAACACAGCUUAGUGCUGAGUCAUAUCCUACUGGCAGCCAAGUUAUUGUUCUGACAAGGGGAUUAUUAUCAGUGUGUGCAGAACUUUUGAAAAGGCCAUUUAACAGUGUGACAGGGACUGUCAUUGAAGAAUUAACAAAAGGCCUGAAGGACCGUUUCCACAAUGUAGAGAUGAGCAAGUCUAUAGGAGUAGCCACUCUACUAGAUCCACGCUUUAAAUCUCUUGUGUUUGAAAGCCGAGUUGCAGCAGAUAAUGCAAAGAAACAGCUUAUUGAACUAGUAGCACAAAAGAUGGGUGACAGAAGAGUGACAAACACAGGCCAGAGCCAUGAAACUGUGUCAACUUCAACCACCACUGAUCCAUUGUCAGUAUGGGGUGUCUAUGAUGCAAUUGUAAAAUCAACACAGCCCCAGGGCACUCCUCAGUCAGCUGCUAUUGUGGAAGUACAAAGUCGUGAGGGAAAAAUUCAACAUAGUGGCCACUUCCGUGCCAUGCGAAAGAAUAUUUUCUAA
This is a messenger RNA of Schistocerca americana (American grasshopper), 684 nucleotides long. Its product is annotated as E3 SUMO-protein ligase ZBED1-like. The coding region runs from base 31 to 684 and encodes 217 amino acids. The transcript has 3 exons. The record is from RefSeq and is a predicted model, not a curated record. Lineage: Eukaryota; Metazoa; Arthropoda; Insecta; Orthoptera; Acrididae.